GUGAGCAACAACAGCCGGGAUUCGAACUCACAACCUCUUGGUACGGAGGUAAGAUCGCCAACCACUGGACUGCGCACGCUACGCACGAAUUCUGUCGACUCCAAAGUUAUGACAUCAUCAUUUUUUCGCCCUCUAAAAGAUGACUGAAUAUUGAAAGAGGGGGGAGUAUUGCUCAGGGAGUUUGCGGGGCAUCCGGAUAGAACAAAACGAAUCCGGGCUUCUUUCGAGGAAGCAACAGAAGAGAUCUACUCAAGACUAGAUGCCCCGUGAGCCGUUGAGAGGCACGAUGACGCAAUGGACUUGAUUCGCCAUCAUUUGGAGAGUCCCAGCCUAAGUUCUAGAGAAACAUUGGAGAACGUCCAAGUCUACAGAGCGUCUGAACGAUUAACGCUGCUGUGGUUCACCAAGGGCACACCCAUCUCUCUACCUCAUCUAAGCAGGCUGAUAUACAACGUGAGCCACCACCCAAGCCCCACUGCCUAUCGUCUGUCCCUGGCGCGCCUUAGAGUGAGGCAGCAUGACUAACUAGCUAGCCGUGGCGCGCACCGGAUUCCACUUCAGCUGGCAAGGAGACUUUUGUACAACACGAACACCAAGGCGCCCCUCGUCUACCCACGUCCAUGCAAAUUCCGAGGAUUGAACCGGAUGAUGUCCUGAGAACUUGCGGUCUUCAAGGCAACUCCUGCCGAGCAAAGUGUGGAGGGACUACCGGAGUCAUACUGUGAGGGAAACACUGUAGCGUGUGUAAUCAGACCACAGCAGGUGCCCUACUGUGGAGAGACGAAUAUCAUGCCUCAUACACCGUUAUCCUUUUUCUUCUGGUGAAACGGACAUCACCGCAUCAUAAGGAUGCCAGCAAACUGAUGGCAGGACGUAGUAAUAAUCUCCAAUAGCCUUUUAUUUUUAACGUUGACGAUCAAUUUAUGGAAUACAGAGAUUGUAAUAAGUGCGUGGAAUGCAAUAACUGUUCACUCCAGAGGGUCCCUACGUUACCCGAGGCAGGUGUCGCUGAAAAUUCUGCAGACUUGGAGAUGUUGGUGAUUGUCAGACCUUCCAGGCUGAUGGCAGGGCCCUGUUCGAGUUCCGGUGUCCAACCCUUCUCACCGCCAGAUUGUGUUAUCGCAGAAGAGUAGGAAGCGUUUUUCCGGCAACAGCAACUUUCGACACAUGUUUUUCUUUUCUUUUUUUAAAGAAGAAAAGCUUAUGCUUUUAUUGGAUGGAUGAUCGACGUCAUCACAUUCUGCUCAAAAUGACUACAGGGUAGACCACAGUUUGAACUAGAGAAACUGAGAUUGGUGACGAGUUGUGACACGGUUUCUGGUAACCGGACAGAAGAAGAGCGGGGCUCUGAGAGAGCGCAAUGCGCUGGCAAAACAUCGUAGGAGGAACAGACAAGGGAGCGAUGGCGAGGGGCAGUAACAGAAGACACUAAACUGCGUGUCUAGUGAAGAAGUAGUAGAAGAAGGAGAAGAAGAAGAGGGAAGGGACGCAAGAUGCACCGGUCCAACAUGAAAAGAAAGUCUUCGGCGAAGGGGACGAACAUAACCUUCAAGUGUCCGGAUAAGGUGCUGUGUGUGGUCGUCAACAGGACGUCCUCCACCUGCAUUUUCCGUUUCCCGGGAGACAAGGUUCUGUUCUGCCUGGGACCGCUCCAUCCCAUCCGGAGGAUAGCCAUCUGUGUGGCAACCAACAAAUAUUUUGAGAUGUUCGUGAUGUGUACCAUCCUCAUCAACAGUCUCAUCCUGUCACUGUCCAGGCCUAUCCCCAUCACGGACUAUGUGUUCAUGGCGAUCUACACAGCAGAGAUGGCUAUCCGAGUGGUGGCGAGUGGCUUCAUCAGGCGGAAGCACUCCUAUCUCAGGGACAUGUGGAACGUUAUAGACUUUCUCGUCAUUUUUCUCGCGUAUGCAACCCUCUUCGGAGACUUCAGCAACCUUUCGGGCCUGCGCACUUUCCGAAUCCUCCGCGCCUUGAAGACGGUCUCCAUCAUUCGAGGUGACACGUCUUCCUUUGAAGAAAGCUAUGACCCGGAACCAUCCGGCUCUCAGGACUUUUCUCUGGGUAUCAACGGGUUGAAACAGGCCGUGCAAGCGCUACUGAAGUCCAUGAAGAUGCUUCUCAACGUGUUGACGCUCAUCCUCUUCUGUCUCAUCGUCAUCGCGCUGUUCGCCCUCCAGCUGUACAUGGGCGUCCUCACCAACAAGUGCGUCAGGAACCUCCCCACCAACGUCACCAACGUCACGCACGACUUCUAUGCUGCUUACACUUGGAAUAAAACUAAUUGGCAGCCCGGCCGCGAAGACUGGAAAUUUCAAGUCUGCGGAAAUGUGUCGGGUGCAGGGACAUGCGCGGAAAACUACACGUGUCUUGGAGACAUCGACGGUAAUCCAGACUACACGAGCUUCGACAACUUUGGCUGGGGGCUCCUCAUGUCCUUCGAGCUGCUAACACUGGAUUACUUCGAAAACGUGUAUGACUUGGUGAUGCGCGCAUACGGUCCCUGGAACAUGAUUUUCUUUGUGGCGGUGACGUUUUUCGGGUCGUUCUACCUGGUCAACCUCAUGUUGGCUGUGAUCGCCAUGACGUACCAAGAACAGAAGAGACAGGACAUGGAGCGGAAGAGGAAGAUGCUAGAAACAGGAGAAGAGAGCUGGAUGCUGAAAUUCAGCAGAAAACCGUACGAGAUGUGGUAUAUACUCGAGGGCGUGAAAUUAAUUGCACUCACCAAAGAGAGACUUAGCCUGCUGAACAUGCAAAUUAGACAAAGAUUUCAAAAGAGAAAACUAGCCCAUCUCCGGAAAAUCGCGAAAAGUGCCGGCAGGCAGACGGUAGAGGCCGAGGAGACCCCGCCGGUGGAAAUCCCGUUGGUGGAGCAGAACUCUACGGAGAACGUAGCCAGUGCGGAAGGUGGGCCCAGGAACUGCUGUGUGGGACCCUCUCACUACACAUGUAUAACCGUAGAACCACCAGGGUCACCGCUACGUCAUCAGAACACCAAUGGCUACGACAUGGAGUAUAUCAAGUCGACGUGCAGUUGCCAUAGAGACCGGUCACUGCAGAACCAAGAAAACAACGUGCCGCCUGCGUCCGCCAUCUUGGCUAUGAGUGCGGCAUCAACCACCAGCCCCAAUGGCGAAGCAGAGCAAGGAGAUUCCACCGAUGGGAAGUGCUGCCGAGCUCUGAAGAUAAAGAAGGAGAAGUGUGUCUCGUUCCUGUUCGACUACUGCUGUGAGUGGGUCUGCUGCACCUCCAGUUGCUGGAGCAAGUUUCAGCACUACGUCGACAGGGUGGUGUCAGACCCUCUCUUCGACUUCCUCAUCAUGAUCUGCAUCCUCAUCAACACGGGGUUCCUCGCGGUGGACCACCACGGGAUGAGUCAGAGCCUGGCAAAGACGCUGGACGACGGGAACAAGAUUUUUACGGCGAUCUUUACGGCGGAGGUGCUGUUGAAGAUGAUGGCCUGGACUCCAAAGAAGUACUUUCAGGACUACUGGAACGUUUUUGACUGUUGCAUCGUGUUCAUCAGUCUGAUAGAGUGGGGACUAGAAGGAGUUGAAGGGCUGUCUGUACUACGCUCCUUUAGAUUGGCACGAGUGACAAGAGUGUUGAAGCUGGCUAAGUCGUGGCCGACUAUGCAGCUUCUCCUGACCAUCAUCACUAACAGCAUCCAGGACGUAGGGGGCCUUACGUUCCUCCUUGUCGUCAUCAUCUACAUCUUCAGUGUGUUGGGCAUGCAGAUGUUCGGACAGGAUUACAAAGACAACUAUUUAAGGUUACCUGGGAAGGAAGUUCCUAGGUGGAACUUUGUGGACUUUCACCACUCCUUCAUGAUGGUGUUCCGGGUCCUCUGUGGGGACUGGGUCAAGCCGCUGUACGACUGCAUGGCGGUGUCGGGGUACGGCUGCGUCAUCAUGUACGUGGCCGCGCUGGCUGUCGGGAACUUUGUGGUACUGAACCUGUUUGUCGCAAUGCUCUUGAGCUCCUUUGCCUCGGAGGAACUCAGCAGCUUUGAGAACAACACCAACAGCAUCCAAGACGGCAUGAAGAGGCUCAAGGAGAUCUUCGGCCUCAACGGACUCUUCAACAGCUGCAGAAACCCUAAGAAACAGAAAGACGACUCCGUCAUAACAGUGGACAGAAAGAACCUUCUAAAAUACCUCCACGAAAGAACUCACACCAAAUUGUCCCUUGUGUCGGACAAGAGUGACCACAGCGUACAGGACUGUUUUCCUUCGGUCAUUAUGAGACUUCGGUGUUGGAAGAAGUUCAGCAUGAGCAAGUUUGGGAGAUACUGGGCCAAGUUUAGGUUAAAGACCCUCAAGAUCGUAGACAAUAACAUCUUUGAGGGCUUUAUCUUAGUCAUCAUCUUAGCCAGCAGUAUAUUACUGGCAUUCGAUGACAUCUAUCUGGACACCAGACCAACCCUACAGAAGGUGUUGGCCAUACUGGACAUCAUCUUUGCCCUUAUUUUUCUCAUUGAGAUGCUUCUAAAAUGGAUAGCUUACGGCUUUGUCAAAUAUUUCACCAAUGGGUGGUGUGUUCUUGACUGUGUCGUGGUUGCGGUAGGUCUACCCGUUUCGUUGUUCAGCAUAGCUCUGGAGUCCACCACCAAGUCGGCAAACCUGUCGGCUGUGAGGUCCCUGAGAGUGUUCCGGGCGCUGCGGCCGCUAAGGGCUAUCUCUAGAUGGCAAGGCAUGAAGGUGGUGGUGAGCGCCUUGCUGCACGCAGUACCCGCCAUCUUCAACGUCCUGCUGGUCUGCGUGGUGUUCUGGCUCAUCUUCGGCAUCAUGGGCGUCCAGCUGUUCUCCGGGCAGUUCUUCAAGUGCCUGGACCACGAGGGGGAGAGGAUCCCCGCCACGCUCAUCAACGACAAGACGGCCUGCGUCACCGGCAACUUCACCUGGAUCAACUCCAAGGUCAACUUCGAUAACGUGGGGGCGGCGCUGUUGGCCCUUUUCCAAGUGGCAACGUUUCAAGGCUGGAUAGAAAUCAUGCACGAUGCAGUGGACGUCAGAGGGGUUGACAUGCAGCCGUCCCGGGAGGCUAACCCGUACAUGUACAUCUACUUUGUCGUGUUCGCCAUCUUUGGAUCCUUCUUCACGCUCAACCUCUUCAUCGGAGCCAUCAUUGACAACUUCAACUCACUCAAGAGAAAGUACGAAGGCGAGGGGUACCUGGACAUAUUCCUGACGUCUAACCAGAAGAAGUACUACAACACGCUGAGGAAACUCAGCGACAAGAAGCCGCAAAAAAUCGUCAGUCGACCCAAGAUAAGGUGGAGGGCCGCCAUCUUUGAUUUCGCCCUCAGCAAGGAAAUGGAAAUAGCGGUCAUGGGGGCCAUCGGGCUGAACAUGGUCGCCAUGGCAAUAGAACACUACCACCAGACAGAGGUCAUCACGCAUGUCCUGUGGGUCAUUAACCUCGUCUUCACGGGGUUGUUCACCCUGGAAGCCAUCGUCAAGCUGAUCGGGAUGGGCAACCAGUACUUCCGGUUACCGUGGAACGUUUUUGAUUUCUGCAUAGUAGUUCUGUCUAUCCUGGGAUUUCUUCUGGAGGAUGUCCUGAAGAGCAGAUUUCUGACGCCGACGCUCCUGAGAGUGGUUCGUAUUUUCCGUAUCGGGCGAGUGUUGCGACUCAUCCGCGCGGCCAAGGGGAUCAGUCGCCUCCUGUUCGCGCUGCUCAUCUCCCUCCCGGCGCUCUUCAACAUCUGCAUCCUCCUCCUUAUCGUCAUGUUCAUCUUCAGCAUCAUGGGGAUGGUCUCCUUCACGCACGUGCACCACGAGGGCAUGCUGGACGAGAUCGUGAAUUUUGAAACCUUCGGACGGUCCAUGAUGCUCCUCUUCCGGUUGACCACUUCCGCCGGAUGGAACGACAUCUUGGAACCGUUGAUGAAGUACUGCGACACCAGUGAGCCCGACCACGACGGGCUCUGUAGUGGUACAACCAUACCCGCGCUGUACUUAGUGAGCUACAUCAUGGUCAGCUCUUUGAUCAUAAGGAACAUGUACAUAGCAGUAGGUCUGGAGGGCUUCAACCAGGCGCAGGAACAAAAACACGUCGGGAUCACCGAAGACGACUUCGAGUCUUUUUACAUGGUGUGGCAGAGGUACGAUCCCGACGCCACGCAGUUCAUUGACUACACUCUUUUAACCGAUCUUGUGGACGAACUGGACGAUCCACUACGAUUGCGUAAACCGAACAAUAUCAAGUUACAGACGCUAGACAUUCCCUUGGUCAGCGGGGACCGCGUCCACUGUAUAGACGUCCUGAAAGAGCUGACCACCUUCACGUAUAAGCGGCUCUGGGGAGACGUAGAGAACACGGAUGAGUUCGGGGAAAUCAUGGAUCAGAUGGAGGACACUUUCAAGAAGUCUUUCCCCACCAGAGUGAACGAGGUCGUCGUGACGACCACGGCACGCAGGGAACGAGAGUUCCGGGCAGCGGUUUUGAUACAGAGGGCGUUCAGAAACCAUCAGACGGCGAAAUGGGCCGAACUUUUGAAAAGUUUUACUAUUCACGAAACGACUGUAUGAUACACGGAUAUUUUCCCUUAUAUCUAUAUCUAUAUCUUUGAAAUAUGCACGCGCCAUCAGAUAGACAAGUGGUGCGCAUGCGCACUCCUGGACACACUGUUCUGUGUCGUCCACUGCGCAAAGCACCAUGGGAACAUCGGUGCGAUACCAUAUUCAAUAUGGCGGGUCUUCGCUGAUAGAGACCAAGUGCAGCAUCACUAUGGGCGACAGCUUUGCAAUCAGAAAAACUUUUAAUUGCAAAACCGUAUUGCUCUCGCCCAGAGAAAGCACUUUGCGCAGCUGAAAGCAAACAAAUGAAAAGAUUCUAUACCCAUUAAGAACCGUCCUUUGGAAAUUUCAAAGAUUGUUAGCUAUAGGUGAUAUUAUCAUCUGAAAAUGUCUUUUUCCGUGUCGUGUUUAAUUUCUUCUAAAUUUCUCCAAAAAGGUUAAUAAAUGAUAUACUUUUCAUUCAUACAUUUACCAUUUCAAAAUGCUGUUUCCUUCAACUAUCAGCUAUUAUUCAUUCAUACAAUCUUCAAUGAAAAGACGUCUGAAGUUCACGGUACUCUGGUCAUGUCCUUUUAUAUCAUAAAUUACUAAACAUUGGAGUAACAAAAAUUCCCCUUGUAGUUUUAGAUAACCAGCGGUUUAAUCUACUUAUUUACAGUAUUGGUGAUUGCUUAUUUCCUAGGAGAUCUUAUUACUGUAUUCGUCGAGCACCAAAGUGAAAGCGUGCCUUUGUAUACUUUGAAUUUUAACCACGACGUACUGAGUGUAUAUUUGUAGUUAUGCAAAACGUAAUGAGCGUACUAUCUACAGUAUCCGGGAAUUUUAAAAUAAUUCUGUACUAUUAAGCUCGCUCCCUAAGAGCGUCGCCAAAAUAUUAACAGACUGAAACUUUAACGUGUACGAAUACACCCUCGCAAAUUUCAUAAAUUGUUGAACAAAUACCGGCACGUAAUGUUGUUUCCGAUACAGUGUCCGAAAGAAGGAAAUAUUAUGAAAUAUCUUUGCUCAAAACGUCAAGACAACUGUCCUGUUCGUUAAUUGAAUCUUGUAGAGUAGGCCUAUAACUUGUAAAUUCCAUAUCAAUUACUGCUACGUGACGGUAACCAAAAAUGCUACUUAAAAUUGACCUGGCACCUUCCGAGUUUAACGACCCAAUAUGGCGGACAAUGCUUACGUAAACGCAACUGAAGGGCAUACAGACCAUCUCUACCAUUUUUGCUGUAGUGGUAUUUUUACAUUUUGAUCAACACCGGAAAACCCACUUAGUCCAAAAAAUGUAGUUUCUGUCAGAAAUUGAUAGUAAACGUGAUAUUUGUCUAGUGAACAGUGCAGGUUGGCCAAUGAUAUGAAUUGGUCUUUACAACAGUUAUUGAUUGAUCUUCAGGAAGUUAUGCGGCGAAACAGAAAAUCAAGAAAGUGUGGUUUAUGACGUAUCUCUAUUGUUAUAUAUUAUAAAGCAUCGUUAUUCGGUCUCUUUUCAUUUGUUGAAUGAGUGCGUAGUUUGAGAUAGACUCUUCAUUGCUUUUUUAAUCAGUCAUUUUUUACUGAUAUGUUUACGUCAAUGUGUAUAUAUAAAUAUCAAUGAGAAUCACUGUGUGAGAUUUAACUUGUACCCGGGAAGAAAAAGAUUGUUAUUCAGUCAUGACAUUUAUCAAACUUUCAUCCGACAACGUGAUAUCUAUGCAUAUGGAAUCUUGUGGGUCAGUGACAAAAAAAUUCACCAACCAAAUGUGAAUCACAACUUCAUUUUUUAGCUUGACUGUCCAAAAAUCAAAGCCAGAUCAGACACCUUUAUGUUUCAUUGAUGACCGAAAAGAAGGCGAUUUUAGCAGUGCACUGCGCAUUGCUAAAUUCAAAUAUUUCAUGUUGAUGGUACAUGUAGUAAAAAUAGCUAUCAGAUUUGUUACAAAACGGUUGCCCGUAUUAUCCCUGUGUGCGGUUUUAGACAGAAUAGUUAUUUGCUUGGUCGUCUAUUUUUUGUACAAAGAAGGCUUUUCAGGCGCAUAGAGCGACAAAAAUUAUUGUUUCUUAGAGGAAAACAUACAGUGAUCGUGAAAAACUUUAAAUCAUUAAAAUAAAAUAAACUCAAAUUUGUAUUUAGUACAUUUGCAUCGAUCCACAAAAGAUUACCUGUUUGAUCCGCUGGCUCUCAUUGAGUAGGACCUUUCUGGUACCUACUGCGCAUGCGCAACGAAAUGCACUGUGGUGUACGGGUCAAAGGUGAAAUUCUAGUCUAUACCAUACUUAAUACAUAUCCGGACGUGUUUUGUUUAUGUCUCGGGGAUUUUUACCAUUGACAUAUUACCCAAAAUGUAUUUCGCUGUGCGUGGUUAUUCUUUAAUAAAUAGGCGUAGUCAUGCAACGGUGUUGACUUUUGUUUAUAAGUAUAUUUCCACCUUCUUAAGCUUAGCGUUAAAAGCUCAUAUCACGUUACAUCAGACGUACAUGUCUUCCUAUGACUAUUCGUGGGGAAUGACGUCACAGGACUGUGAGCUCUCUGAUUGGUCAGAAGGAUGUUUCCAGAAAAGGAUACAUUCUAGACUGUAAGAAGAUUUUCGUUUCCACGUCAGCUGAACCAUUUAUUAGGCAUGUCAUGUAUCAGAUCGAUUUGUAAAUCAUAACAUAAGGUCAUAAGAUGUUUUUUAAAAAGUUUCAAACAAUUGUACAUGUGAUAAAAUCGACCGUUGUGAAUCCAGCUUAGCACAGACGUAACUCGUGGUAUAGAUGUACAAAACUUUUAGCAACACGACGAAUGUAUAAAGAUCAUGACUGGUGUACAAUAUGUGCAUAAGAAUCGACGACUUUUGUAACCCGCGACAUUUCAAUAAAGUAUAUGUUCCUCCCAUGGCCGUGCUAGUCUUCUUGCAAAACAGGCUCAAAAAGAAGGACUUACAUUUAAUAGGUACCCCCCCCCCAAAAAAAAAAACACACACACACACACACAAACACAUACUUAAAUUACACCAAUGUGUUGCAGUAACAGAAAAAAGAGAAACAAAUGAUUUUGCAGUGGAAAUGCUUUUCUACUUCCUUUUACAACACUAUAUGGUAUAAUAAGGUUUUAAAACAUUCUUUAGUAAAAAAAACGUCGUACCAGCGCAACAAUGCUUGAAUUAUAUCUAGAAUAUAGCGUAAAAAUGUCUUCAACAUGAUCUAGUAUUAGCUAUAAAAUGAUGUAGUUCGUAGAUUGUCAUUAAAAAAACAUU
This is a messenger RNA of Branchiostoma floridae (Florida lancelet), 9727 nucleotides long. RefSeq names its product sodium channel protein 1 brain-like. Gene Ontology annotation, biological process: membrane depolarization during action potential; neuronal action potential; sodium ion transmembrane transport. The record is from RefSeq and is a predicted model, not a curated record. Gene Ontology annotation, cellular component: plasma membrane; voltage-gated sodium channel complex. Gene Ontology annotation, molecular function: voltage-gated sodium channel activity. The coding region runs from base 1494 to 6533 and encodes 1679 amino acids. The transcript has 29 exons. NCBI's taxonomy places the organism in Eukaryota, Metazoa, Chordata, Leptocardii, Amphioxiformes, Branchiostomatidae.